AUGGAAAUGGAGAACCGCCAAGAAAAUAAUGUGAAAUCAACCGGGAUCAGUCACACCAAGUUUAAGAUCACACAGUUCGGCAAAAAUGGUACAAGAAAAGUGUCGCGCUCAUGCUUUGCUCGUGGGAAGCCAGGCCACGUGGCCAGAGAUUGUCGGGCCCCACAGUCGCAAGCGGUGACGGUGAAAGUAGUGACGGCAGUAGCAGAAGCCGAGGGAGCAAAGACUGACAAAGAGUUUGGCGAUUACGUCGGUUAA
Molecule: messenger RNA, 255 nt
Organism: Haemonchus placei
Lineage: Eukaryota; Metazoa; Nematoda; Chromadorea; Rhabditida; Trichostrongylidae
Source: the annotation of a GenBank genome assembly